Molecule: messenger RNA, 6880 nt
Organism: Spirometra erinaceieuropaei
Lineage: Eukaryota; Metazoa; Platyhelminthes; Cestoda; Diphyllobothriidea; Diphyllobothriidae
Source: the annotation of a GenBank genome assembly
AUGAUGCGUGAGCAGGGUAAGUUGAAGCGAAGACAGUCGAAGUGGACAUGAAGACGAAUUUUCCCCCACAAACAGUGUGAUCGCAACGUAUUUCGCGUUUGGAGGCCAGAUCAUAAUCACCUGCAUCGAGCUACAAUGCGUGACCGAUCUCAUGAAAUGUUGGCCAAAAUUCCGGAAUGUGUUUCCGAUUGGGAAGGACUACUUAAGUAAGGCUGUUACACUGAUUAUCAUGCAGCAUAACCCUCAAACAUUUCAGACUCGCCAGGACGUCGGCUUUUGAAUGCACUUCUUUUUGACCUUAUGAGGAAAUCACAGUAGGCAAAAAUGACUACUUAAUUAUCAUGCACUAUUCCUAUUGAUUUUCGGUGGUCUUAUAAAUUCAAAUAUAUUUCACAGAGAACAUGCCCAAAAUGUGUUUCCUUUUGCUCAUUUGGUAGGAAAUCACGUUGUCUCCAUAUUGUAGGCCCGAAGAGAGUGUAUACUUGGGUUUUGAAAAAGUUUCCCAAUUCCCGAUUAAUCUCCAGCCUGAUCUGCCAUUGCAUCAGCGUUUAGCACUUUCAGUCUACAAGUUGCAUGCUUUCCGCGUAAGGAAAAUCAUAUAUUCCUCUAUACCUUUAAGCAGAUAUCACAUGCAGUUCAUGAAAUUUUGCAAUGGAUCCGGACUGUGUUGUACAUUUCAUGAGGAGCAUUAGUAAACAGACAUGUGCGGUCUUGCAUGCAUGGACAUCGCACGGUCUUAAAAAUCUCAUAGUUAUAAACUUUUUAAAACCUAAGUACACACGCUCUUCGGGCCUAAAAUAUGGAGGCAACGUGAUUUCCUACAAAAUGAGCAAAAAAGCAUAUUUUGUGCAUUUUCUCUAUAAAAUAUAUUUGAAUUUAUAAGACCAUCGAAAAUCAGUAGGAAAAAUGCAUUUUACAUAAGAAGUCAUUAUUUACCGAGUGUGGUUUCUGCAGGUCUAAAAGAAGUGCAUUCAAAAGCCGAAAUCCAGGCGAGUCCGAAAUGUUAUAGGGUUAUACUUCAUGAUAAUCAGUAUAACAGCCCCACUUAAGUAAUCCUUCCUAAUCGGAAAUGCAUUCUAGAAUUUUGGCCAACAUUUCAUGAGAUCGGUCACGCACCUUAGGGGCAGUUACUAUCGGAACAGCUGCAUUUUUGCGGAACAAGAACCUUGAACGACAAUAAGAAUGACCAAGUCUAACUGCGAGAGAGAGAGAGAGAGAGAGAGAGAGAGAGAGAGAGAGAGAGGGAGGGAGAGGGAGAGAGAGGAAUUCGCUUUAUUUUGAAAUCGUAAGUUCAAAAUUCUCAGCAAAAAAUUAGCUCCAUUCACUGUGGGCAGUAAAUAAGAGAUUAAUCAAGAGUCAAAGAAACGAUUAUUAUGGGGAUAGUUAAAGUCUUAGCUUCUGUAUUUCUGUCUCUUCGCACGUAAGAUAGCGCGCUAGGAAUGGCAAUACCGAAGCUCGAUAAGCCGAUGUGCGACAGGAUAUAAGUCGGAAGCUGCGGCGCAUCGGGCGGGAAGACUUCGCAGACAUAAGAUCGAAAUGUAAGGGUCUGUACUGGUCUGUACAUAUAACACAGCUUUAAAAGCUGACGAAAAUGGUCAGACAAACAAUUCACCUGUAUCAGUAUCAGUCAAACUAGUCGGAAAUGUUCUUCUGAACCGACUCGAGGAAGAGUAAACCACCUAAUCCUCUCUUCUUCCUGUCACAUGACGCGACCGUCUGAACAGGCUUCAGAAAAGAACGCCUGAAUGUGAGGGGGGGGGGAUAUUUCAAGCAUUACACGUGGGUGAGUUCCUUGUUUUUUGUCGGCAAACUUCUGAUCUCUUCAGAAGUUGAUUUGGGACCUCUGAAACCCUGUCACACCAGUUGCGUCCAAAAGAGGCCUUGGUGGAACUUUAUUGUCUACCUACCCCUUUAUUAUCUUAUCCCGCCCAAGUCUGAAGUGGUUAAACAAAUAUACAGAGCAAGCCGGCAAGUUCCCGAUGCGACAAACGCCCAUCAAAAUAACACGGGAUGGCCUACCACUCCACACAUCGCAGAGGCAGUAAACAAAGAGGAAACGAACGGGUGUGCAGGUACCAUAUGCGUGGUAAACAAGGGCUCAAUUGGCCUCCCUCCAUCCCUUCUGUGAGCUUUGAGAAGGAGUCCCCACUGGCCAUGGCGAAAUCCGUUCUCGGCGUAGCCAUUACAAUCAGCAUAAACACUUUGUAUAACCACCGCACGGCAUCCUUAAAGCAGACCCGAACAUAGGCGCGUUCAUUGCGUUAAUACUCUGGACAAUAAAUCAAGAUAAACUCAAUCUCGAGCGGAGAAGCGACGUCGAGUAGCUUGAAAAUUUGUAGCUUGGCUGCUGACUACCCAGUGGGUCUACGGGUGGUCUAACAACUGAUCCGCCAAGUUAGCGGUAAGCCCUCUACACUGAGUGACUCUGUUCGCGACGUGAACGGUGGCUUUAUUGCCAACACCUCGGCCAAAGCCGAGCGCUGUUGUAAGCACUUCGACCACCAUCUCAAUUUCGACACCCAACCUACCUCGCCCUUGCUCUCCUCUUCAGCGGAGUUUCUUCCUUCUCCUACCUAUGCAGUGUCAUACGACCCCCCCCCCUCUGAAGGAGAAGUUGUCGAUGCCAUACGGAGGUUGCUCAACAAUAACCACCCCGAGAGGACGAUAUAAGCACUGAAAUCUACAAGUCUGGUGUCAACACUCUGGCGCCUUGGCUCCAUGAGGUGAUUGAACGAGCGUGGAAAGCUGUAGCUUGGCUGCUGACUACCCAGUGAGUCCACGAGUGGCGGAUAGUGGAGAGACUGUCAGCGAGGCUUAGCUGCUAAAAUAAGCAGGUUCUCAGGUAUGAUGAAUAAGCACAGUCACAGACCAGUGGCGACUGUGCUAUCAGGGCUGAGGUCUGGCACGCCGGCUGUCUUGUAAGCUACCACGAAGCCCGGUGACAGGGCUUUGACAUGGCGAUCUAUAAACAAAUCUGUCUGCAAUCGUUGCCUUGUGGUUGGGUUCUUGAGUCAAAAUGCUAGAAGAGGCGACCUCGAACAAACAAUCCGUUCGGGGCCAGUCUGCACUCAAAAUUUCGGAGGAACCACAUGGAAAAGUGACACCGCACCGCCUGGGGACAUUUUGAUGGAAAACAGGCUCAAACUACCAUCCCUCAGGCCUCCUCCUCCUUCUGUAGAGUUAUCUCUACCCGACAUUAAUGGUAGCGGGCCGGGCUUCGAAAGACAGCAUUAAGUGGAACUGUGUCAUCACAUGCGAGAGAUUUUCUACCCGGCUGCAACGGGUGGAGGAGAGGAGAGAGCGGCAAGAGCGAUUCGGAUGACUUCAAUCCGUCCUGGGCUGCGGAACUAAGAAGCAGUCCCCCCAUUCGCUUUUGACAGGCAGCUCGGUUGCCGGCUGUGGGAGGCUCCGACAACCGAGUCGAUGUGCUUCCAGCGUGUAGGUCAUGCAUAGUAGGCAGCUUUGCUGUCGCAGUGGCCACUUGCAGCGGCGUAUGGAGUGGCACCUUACGAGUAAAUUCGAUCGCACCCAACCCCCUGAGAAGCCAUCGUAGGAGUCUGGCGCAACAAGGGUGGAAUGAUGCUUUUUCCUCCAAAACGACUGCUCCUGCUACUUUGACAAUGUCGUACAUGGAGAAUGUGGACAUCUACAAUUCCCGAUUGCAACCGACAGGAUACCGUGCCCGUGGCUCAGUGGGUAGAGGUGUUGGAAUUCUAACCAACAGGUCUCGGGAUCGAGCCCCAGGUGUUCCACGCUUCGGGAUUGAGUAUGACUGCCUGACGACGGCUAAUAGGCCAGAAAUGGCCAUUCUGGUCUCCCUUGGCUAGAUCACACACUGCUGUGCGGCCGCUGAUUGGGCUCAAGAGAGAGCCCGUAAGGCACAACGGGACGAGUGAGUUCCGGAAAACGAUCGAUGAACGCCCCUCUCCCUAAUUUGGUGGACAGACAAGGAGAUGAAUUUGAGAGCGAUCGCAGUGCAGGGGAAAUGCCGGAAAAACGAGGUAGGCAGUUAUCAAACGAACGACAAGUAUGUGUUUAUUAGUGGGUGCGACUGUUACUUCCUAUUCCCCUACACUGAUGAUUAAAAUCCCGGUCGCAUGUUUGAGCUGCCAUUAGGUAGAUAUUUUUGACGGGAACCCACCGUGGAGUCAAGUCCCAGCGGAAACAUCGAUGACGAUCAGGAUCAUUUUUGGUUAGAAAACCCGCUGGGCCACACUACGGAUAAGGGUGAGUUCGUGCACUACCGGGAACGGCAGACGUUCUACCGCCAGAGUUGUCUAUCGUUGUCGCAUAGGAGCUGUCUUGAAAGCAAGUUAAGGCAUUCGGCAAAACAGCCUUAGGUUCACCGGUGGUGGGACCGUCAUAAAUCAAAAGUAGAGGACCCGAUGGGAUGUCGGAAGGCUAACGUUACGCAACGCCGCUGACCGUACCCGGUGCCUGGCAGCCUACCAAACAACUUCAUGUGGGAGGUCAUACUGCAACUUGAUGUGGACUGUUAAUGCUUGUCUGUCUCGAGGAAUAGUAAUCCAAUUCCCCUGGGUCUAUGACUGCGAAAUCAAGGGUCUGUGGCACAUGUAAAAAUGACACAGCGUCCACUUGUAACAUGACAGAGGAAGAUAACUGGCAGAGAAGUGACGAGAGUCGAGAUGGCAUUUUCAACUUCGCGAUCAGCAGGCAGCCACAGGCCACACGGAUUGCAGGUCUCAAUGGCGGAGCAGUUGUUGGAUGAACAACGUGGUCCAAGUCUUUCCGGUUUUGGGUUGACUGGCUAGCUGACGAUAAUAAGCGAGUCAGAAACGGUCAUUUCAGUCUUAUUUGCUUGCGAAAUGUGUGCAGUGCGAAGACGGCACCUUCUGGCAGCGACACAACGGCAAGCGUAUCCACCUAGGCAGUCCAAUCUGCACACCCUACCAAGGAGUAUAACGGUACUGUACUUUAUUCAGUCUCUAAGCUAGGGAGGGAACUUCUGAGAUGCCAAACCCCGUUUUGGCCAAGCAUCCCCAAAGACGGCAUCCACUACGUGUUCAAUGGUGUGGGCGCAACACCGGUAACUCAGGCGUUUAUUAGUUUGUAGUGAGACUGACUUGCAAAGCGUUUGCCGCACUCCGUCAGUCAGCCUGACUGGGCGGAAAGACGAUUUCAGGACGGCCGAAGGUGGAUACGGGGGACAGUGGCGGGCAACCCAAGCAGUCCGAUUACAUGGGUCACACGGUCUGAUCCCUACAACACAUGCCAGGCCUUCAUGCGGGCAGUUUGGAUCUCAUAUGGGUACUGUGUGCCAUAAAGGUCACAUUAAGGAGCCCAGCGAACUGGGUGGAAUGGGACGAUGGCACAUUUUGGCAAUCCAUGCUCACCAUCGAGCAUAACUGCACUGCGCUUCAUACCGUCUCAAAGCUAAUUAUGGCUGAACCCAGUUAGCAUUAUUUCAAGUUUUGUGCGUCAAGCACCCGUGUUCAUUUUGCCAGGAAAUGCUUAGGUAAACGCAGGCAAUGGCAUUCCUCUGGAUGAGACGCUUUGCGUCUGAAGAAUAGUCUGAAAUUCCUAGGUGUCCGACAGUUCUACCGUUCCGAGAGGCGAUAUCCACCGCCUGCUCUACAGUGUGGCCGCAAAGCCGGUAACUCGCGCGUGAAUUAUUCUGUCGUGAGACCGACUUGCACAGCAUCUACUGCACCCUGUCCUCUGUCAACAACUCUGCCACGGCGUAAAGAUGAUUUCAGGGCGACCGAAAGUGGAUACAGGGGGGGAGGGCAUUGGCUGGCAAACCCAAACAGUUGGACUACACGGGUCACACGGCCUGGCCCCUAUAACUCACGCCAGGCUUCACAGAGGACAGCUCGGAUCUCAUAUGUGUGUGGGGGUUUCAUAAAGAUCACACUAGGAAGGAGUCAUUACAACCUGAGGAGGGAUUCCUAUUCUCGUCUCCCCAUGUUCCAGUCGAUUGUCUGGGUGAUGGGAUUGGGAACAGUGGCUGACGUAGCGUGAGGACCUACGUCUACAACGUGCCACGCGCGCGCGCACAACAUUAGUGAUGAGGUAGCGUGCACUCUGCGCUGCCUGAUAAACGCGUGCUGCGAGCCAACGUGAUCCCGUUGAGGUCUGGCGAAUCUGCAGCGCAGCCAGUUUGGAGAGGCAAAUUCAGAGUGGCCAAAUGGUUGUUCACAGUACUGGAUGGCAGCAGACAAUAUAAAGUUCAGAGACAACAUUUUCGAAAGACAAAGAGUCCUCAUAAUGUCGCAAAAGACUAAUGAAACUAGUUAAUCUGAGAUGCCUACUGUGAUUCCUAGACUAAUCUCCUUGAAAUUUUUGUAUUUCUUAUUGGACCAUGCUAAGGUUUAGGGAGUACUGCGAUCAAAAAUUUGAGCGUGAUGGAGCUCUGACGAGGACCGGAAGAUUAUCCCCUGCUGGUGGAUUUUCGGCAAGAGAACCGAUCAGAAGGGCCGGUGGCGUCAUUUAAACACACGUAUCCCCAGAUACGGUGGCGAGCCAUUAAUGCCUAAUAGAUAUGCAGAUUUCUGUUUUGAAAGAGUCACAGUAAACAGCGUUAUCAGAUGAUGAUGAUGAUGAUGAGGAGGAGGAGGAGGAAGAAGAAGAAGAAGAAGAAGAAGAAGAGGAUGAUGAUGAUGAUGCUGAUGAUGAUGAUGAUGAGGAGGAGGAGGAGGAGGAGGAGGAGGAGGAGGAGAAGGAGGAGGAAAAAGAAGAAGAUGGUCAUGAUGAUUAUGAGAAAGAAGGAGAAGAAGAAGAAGAAGAAGAGGAAGAAGAAGAUGAUGGUGAUGAUGAUGAUGAUGAUGAUGAUGAGGAGGAGGAGGAGGAGGAGGAGGAGGAGGAGGAGGAGGAGGAGGAAGAAGAAGCUAUCGCUGGAACAAGGACUUUGGUUGCCUGA